AUGAGGCGCGGGGACGGGCGCGCAGCGGGCACGUCCCCCCAGCAGGUGCAGAACGCGCACAAGGGGCGCAGCCUGCCGAGCGUGCGGAGUGUGUCGGCGGGGCUGCUGCCGUCGUUCCGCGCCAUCUCGAGCUACCUCCGCCAUGUCUCCUCCUCCGCCGACUCCCUCGUCGCCUCCGCUGUCCGCUCCGCCUCCGCGUCGGUCGCGGCGGCCAUGGCGCCCGGCGACGAUAGCCAGAACAAGGAGCAGGUCACAUGGGCGGGCUUCGGGUGGUUGGAGCAGGCGUCGUGCCGCGGCGCGUCCGUGCCCGUGUCCGGCACGCGCCACGUGCUCCUCGUGGCGUACACCACGGGCUUCCACGUGUGGGACGUGAGCCAACCACACGCCGUGCAAGAGCUCGUCUCGCGACGCGACGGCCCGGCGGACUCGUUGCAUCCCAUCCCUUACGUCGCUAGAACCCCCCCGGAUAGUCCGCUCCGCGACGCGCAUCCCGUGCUCUGCGUCGUGUGUCCCUCUGCCGCCGCGCCUCCGCCUCUCUCGGCCGCAGCCUUGGGAUCUCCGAGUUUGUCUGCGCAGUUUCCGUACCUGGACGACGACGAACCGUACGCUGACGUGGCGGACGGGACAGACGAGCCGUACGCGUGCGGAGAUGAAACGGGCGGCGAGCAGAGCGUGCUGCGGUUCUACUCGAUGCGGAGCGGUUCGUAUGUGCACUCGAUCACAGUGGCGGGGCGGGUGAUGGGCGUGAGGAGCAACCGCAGCGUGCUGGCAGUGGCUGUGACUGAACAGGUGUACAUAUACGACCUGCCAUCGCUGCGCACGGCAUUCAGUGUGCUCACGCACCCGCACCCCCUCCCCUCCGCCCUCCCCGGCAUCGCCCGCACGUCCCCCCACGGCGCCCUCGCCCUGGGCGCGCGCUGGCUCGCCUACCCCUCCAACCAGCCCCUCGCCCCGCCCGCCUCCGCCCCCCUCCCCUCCGCCUCCUCCUCCGCGGCUGCUGCUGCAGCUGCGGGCGCAGGGGCGGCACUGGUGGCGCAUUAUGCCAAGGAGUCGGGGAAGCAGCUUGCAGGGGGGAUAGCCGCCCUGGGGGACCUGGGGGUGCGGGCGGUCGGCAAGUACUGGACGGACAUGGUGGCGGAGUCCGCCGGCGGCUCAGGUGUUUCCAGCGCGUCAGGUGCUUCAGGUGUUGCGGCAGGGUUGGGGUCCCCCUGGAGCAGCAGGAGCCCGGAGCACAUGUUUGCCCCUGACUCACCACACGCAUCCGUCUCUGGAGCGUCAGUAGUAUCGGGAGCAUCGGUAUCGGGGUCGUCAACGGAUGGGUAUGCGGACGCCAGUCCCAGGGCAGCAGCAGUGCACUCGCCUUCACCACCGCAGCUCCCACCUGCCGACCCCGGCCAUGCCGGCAACGUGAUGGUGCGGGACGUGGCGACUCGUGCAGUGAUAGCGCACUUCAAGGCGCAUGGCAGCGCCAUAGCACUGCUGGCGUUUGACAGCUCGGGCACGCUGCUGCUCUCCGCCUCGCACGCCGGCCACUCCCUCAACGUCUUCCGCCUCACCCCCGCCCCCUCGCCCCUCCACUCCCCUGCCGCCAACGCACCCCUCCUCGACUCACACCCCCAGUCGCCACCAGACGGCUGCUCCUAUGUGCAUUUGUACAGGCUUCACCGCGGCCUCACUAACGCUGUGAUACAGAGCGCGGCCAUCUCACACGACGGCAGGUGGGUCGCAGUGUCAUCAGCACGAGGCACCACACACCUCUUCGCCAUCUCCCCUUUCGGAGGCCCCGUAGGCCCCGCCACUCACCUCCCCUCCGCGCCCUCGCCAACGCUCCUCCACCCUGUAUAUACCCACACCCCUUCCCUCCUCCCGCCGCCCCCCCCGCGCCCCUGGUGGUCCGCGCACGCCCCCCUGCGCGCGUCCCCCGCUCCCCCGCGCGUUCCCCCACGCAUACCCGCGCCAAUACCCCUCACAUCAGUGGGGCGCAUUCGAAACGCCAACAGUGGGUGGCGGGGGAACGUGACAGGCGUGGCAGCAGCAGCGGCUGGGCUGGGGGGAGAGAUUCCAGGCGCCGUUGCUGCUGCUUUUCACUUCGGGGGGGUGACAGGUGGCGGGGGGUUUGGAACGGUGGGAGGGAGUGGGGUAGGUAGGCACCAGCAGCAGCAGCAGCACCAGCAGGUAGCUUCCGGGCAGUUUUUCGGGCAGCCGGACUGGGCUCCGCAGCCAAUAGCAGAGCAGCUGUGGGUGUUUUCCCCCUUGGGGCACCUGAUCCGGUACCACCUCACUCCCUUCGCUGCUACUGCUGACCCCUCCUCCUCUUCCUCCUCAUCGCCCUCCCCCUCACACACCUACAGCAGCCCCAUGCACGCGCCCCACUCGUACACCCACCACCCUCACCAGCACUACACGAGCCACACAUACGACCCUAGAGGCAUGUACAUGCCACCCCACGCCAUGGGUCCCCAUAGCAGAGCAGCGGGCAUGCACCCUGGCAUGGGCGCUAUGGGUUCCGCCCCCGCCUUCCCCCCAUAUUCCCCCUUCCCCCCCGCGCCCCCCAUGGCGCAGUCGGACUCGUCAGUGCAGGGGGGGCGCUCCUUUGAGCGCCUGCCCUCUCUCCCCACCCUCGCCCUGCGCUCCGCUGCUGCUGCCGCGGGGGUGAAUAUGAGGGGCGCGGGGGGGGCGGGGGGCGGUGCAGCGGGGGAGGUGGUGGUGAGGGUGGCGGCGGAGGCGAGUGAGGUGUGGGACGUGUGCCGGCGCGUGAGCUGGAGCGACCGUGAUGACCCCAUCCCUGUUGAGGGCGCAUGGGACCGGCAUGGUGCUAGUGCUCAUGCUACUGGUAUUGGUGCUAGUGCUGCUGGUGCUGCUGGUGCUUCUAGUGCUUCUAGUGCUGGUGCUCUGGCUGGUGCUGCAGGUGUUGGUGCUGGCAGCAGUGCGUGCUCAGCGUCAGGGGAGGCAAGGCAGGGAGCAGGGGAGGGGGCGAGGGAGAGGGCGGCAGAGGAGGCACAGCAGAGGGCGUAUCUGAUGCACGCGGAGGUGCAGCUGUCCACCAGCCGAGCCACGCCCCUGUGGGCUCGCUCCUAUGUCCAGCUACAGCCGGAGGACCCACCAGUUGAGCAGCAGCAACAGCAGCAGCAGCCGCUGUCACAGGUCCCACAGUCACUGCCUCCCUUGCCGUCCUCUGCCAGUCCUCCCACACUCGAGGGCUUUCCACAGGCAAGAGCGCAGCAGCAGCAGCAGCAGCAGCAGCAGCAGCAGCAGCAGCAUGCGUAUGACACGCACGAGGGCAUGAGCACAGAGGCACAGCCGCACAUGGGUGUGCACGUGGGAGUGGAGCGUAGCAGUGGUGCCCCCAGACGCACCUCCGCCCUGGGGGGGCUGCUCCGCCACUCCGCCUCUGCUGCUGCUGCUGCUGCUGCCCCGCUGCUCCCACAACACCUCCCCCCAACCCCACCUGCAGCAGCAGGGCUAGCAGUGUCUGAAGCAGGGGUGCGGGGAAGUGAGGGAUUGUCAGGAGUAGAGGGUGUGCAGGGGAGGCAAGUGGGGCCACGUGGAGACCUCCUGGGUAUCGUUACUGCUCCUGGCCUCCUGGCAAGCAGCAGCAGCAGCAGCAGCAGCAGCAGUGGGGAGAGCGCAGGGGGCAGGGCGCGGGGGCAGGCAGUGCAGGAGGCGCGGACAGGGCUGGGUGUGGCGCUGGAGCAGCCCUGGGCGGGCAGCAGAGGGCAGGCGGGGAGCGCUGGGGAGUGGAUAGCGGUGGAGCCGGGUGGAGGAGCAUUAGUAGCAGGGGAUGAAGGGAUGGGUGGUGUGAUUGGUGUGGGUGGAGGGAUGGGGAGCGCAGGGAGGAGGCUGGGAGCUGUGGAUGAGGAGGAGGGCAUGGCAAAUGAUUCUGGUUGGAGGGGAGAGAGUAGGGCGGUUGAGGAGGGGGGCGGCAGUCAAGUGACUGGAUAUCUGGCCCCUGGUCCCAGGGCGAUAGAGGAAUGCGGGGAGGAGGGGGAGGAGGGCGAGGAGGGGCAGAUGGGGGUUGAGGUGAAUGGGAGGCGUGGCGGCGAGAGCAGCGAGGCCUUGGGAGUGUUUGCAUUCGACGACCCGUGGCUUGCUGCUGACCCGCGCACCCUAGGGCUGAUUUCACUUACCUCUUCUCGUUCUCCUGUCGUUCUCUCUUCACUCUCCUGCUUCACUGCCGAUGAGCAUCAGCAGCAGCAGCAGCAGCAGCAGCAGCAGCAGCAGCAGCAGCAGCAGCAGCAGCAGCAGCAGCAGCAGCAGCAGCAGCAGCAGCAGCAGCAGCAGCAGCAGCAGCAGCAGCAGCAGCAGCAGCAGCAGCAGCAGCGGCAUCAGCAGCAGUACCAGCAGCCGCAGCACCAGCAAGAGCUGCCUUAUCCCGCUCCUCCCAGCCCCUGGGACCCCAUUCCCAACCCCUGUCCUCCCGCCCAUCGACCCUCUCCCCCACUAGGAGCCACCACUCCAGUCCCCCCCAGCACCAGCCACUGCCCUCCUCAGGAGCAGCAGGAGCAGCAGGAGCAGCAGGGACAGGAGGGGCAGCAAAAGCAGCUGGAGCAGGAGGAGGAGCGUGGCAGGGAGCAUGGGCCAAAGGAGGUGGAGCAACAACAGGCGGUGGCGGAUGGGGGCCUAAGGGAGUCAGAACCGGUGUCAGAAGUGGUGUCAGAACCAGUGCCAGUGUCAGAAGCAGCCUUAAAUGAGGUGUCAGAAGUGGUGUCAGCGUCAAAAGAGGUGUCAGAAGCAGUGGUGGUGGAGGAGGUGUUGAAUGUAGAACUGGGAGGAGACGAGGAUACGGCGAAUGCAGUGUGCAGCUCCGGCAUGGAAGGUACUGGAGAGUGCGUGGUGAGUGGGGUGGGGGGGAUGGAUCAGGUGGUUGCUGGGGUGAAGGAUGAGGGGGAUGGAGGCGAGGAGAAGGGGAAGAUAGGGGGCUGUGAAGGAUCAGUGGGUUAUAAAUUUGGAGCACAGCGCGGGGAGGAAGGGAUGGCGGUGUGUGAAGGAGGAGCAGGUUCGAGGCAGGUGGAGGGGAGGGAGCAGGAGCACGAGCAGCAAGAGACGGAAAGGCAGGAGAAAGUGGGUGCAGAGAUGCAAGGUGGCAUGGGGAGUGGUGGGCGUGGCAGUGACAGCAGUGGUGGCAGUACUGGCGUUGCUGGCAGCGGUGAAUGCAGCAGUGGGGAAGGCAUUGGGGAGCGUUACCUGCCAUACCUGCCUCCUCCGGAUCACCUGCCGCACCUGUGUCAGCUGGUUGCGGAGGUGCUGGUGAGGCGCGUGCAGCAGGUGAGGCGCGUGCAGCAGGUGAGGCGCGUGCAGCAGGUGAGGCGCGUGCAGCAGGUGAGGCGCGUGCAGCAGGUGAGGCGCGUGCAGCAGGUGAGGCGCGUGCAGCAGGUGAGGCGCGUGCAGCAGGUGAGGCGCGUGCAGCAGGUGAGGCGCGUGCAGCAGGUGAGGCGCGUGCAGCAGGUGAGGCGCGUGCAGCAGGUGAGGCGCGUGCAGCAGGUGAGGCGCGUGCAGCAGGUGCAGGAGAGAGUGCAGCAGAAUCAAGGAGUGAGCAGGGAGGGCUGA
Closterium sp. Naga37s-1 is the source of this 5547-nucleotide messenger RNA. NCBI's taxonomy places the organism in Eukaryota, Viridiplantae, Streptophyta, Zygnematophyceae, Desmidiales, Closteriaceae. The record is from the annotation of a GenBank genome assembly.